Messenger RNA from Corvus hawaiiensis (hawaiian crow), 2883 nucleotides. It is a transcript of the gene TMEM263, whose product is annotated as transmembrane protein 263. The record is from RefSeq and is a predicted model, not a curated record. Bases 167 to 517 code for a protein of 116 amino acids. The transcript has 4 exons. NCBI's taxonomy places the organism in Eukaryota, Metazoa, Chordata, Aves, Passeriformes, Corvidae.
CCCUGCGCAGAGAUGCCGGCGGUGCCCGCGCCGGCCCGGCGGGGAACACGAGCGGGGGUCGCUGCCGGGCCGCCUCCGCAGCUCCGCCGGGCACGCAGGUGUACGCAGAAUACUUUUGUGGAAACAACUAACUAGAAAUCUUCACAAAGGAAUAUAUUUGGCAAUAAUGAAUCAAAUGGACAAAAGUCAACAGGAAGUCCCAUCAUACCUUCAUGAUGAACCACCAGAAGGGUCACUCAAAGACCACCCGCAGCAGCAGGCUGGCAUGCUUUCUCGUGUGACUGGUGGCCUCUUCAGUGUCACAAAGGGAGCUGUUGGUGCCACAAUUGGGGGUGUUGCUUGGAUUGGAGGGAAGAGCUUGGAAAUUACCAAAACAGCGGUCACAUCUGUGCCUUCUGUGGGAGUGGGUCUAGUCAAAGGAAGUGUUUCUGCUGUAGCUGGAGGCGUUACGGCUGUAGGAUCUGCUGUUGCAAGUAAAGUGCCUUUAACAGGAAAGAAAAAGGACAAGUCUGACUAAAACCAAAACUGAGACAUACUCGAUUCUCCAGAAUGUUGCGUCAGUGGCAUUAAAAUCUGCUAGGAUUGGGACCAUGAGAAGCCAUGUGUCUUAGACACUAUCUUCUAACAAGUUGUGCAAGUAACUUGAUGUCAUCUGAAAAGGACAGAAGAAGCUUGGCUAGCACAGCGUAUGAGGAUUUAUUAGAGCCUAGAUUGAAGCUUUGUAUCUGGUGAAAUGUUACAUUUGAUAACCAUAGAAGUGAGUGUAUCUGAAGGAGUAAUACAUAUUUGAAUAUUCAUUUACUGUAAGUCUUCUGCAGUUUUGGACUAAAAUGUGAAUGUAGAGGCUCAGUAGUCUCUGCGAUGCCAUCGAUACAAUGAGAUGCCAGUUACUGUUCUCAGUGGUUUCCACAUCCUCUUUUUAAGGAUCCUUCAGCUGUGUAAAAGCAUUGUUGGAUGUACCCAGUCUUGGUUAUGAACCUGUAUUUGCAGGCAGCCUGUAAACUAUCCCUGACUGCAUUCUGCCAGUGAAGACUGGAGCAAAGAGACUGGAGGUGUGCAGAAAUUGGAAAUGAAAAUGGGAGAUAGAAGUGAAAACAUUUAACAACAUGGUAGAAAGGAUCAUAAAGAGUAAACUAACUUAAUGCCUUAUUAGAAAAAAAUCUUCUUUUACCAGGUGAAGCUGUCUAAAGAACUUCCUGUUGUUUCAGUGCAGUUUACAAAAUGAGCUUUAGGCUCUUUAUAAAUCCUGCUAUCUGAAACUUUGUCAAUUUUUACUGAAAACAUGAUCGCUCCAUCUCAGGUGUAUUUAAUAAUAUGCAUCUAUCUCCUGCAAGUGAGAACUUGCUUCUAAUAAACUUCUUAUAGACACUAGAAAAAAUGACAGCCUGUGGAAACUGGGCUGAUGUUUGUGGUCGUCUAGCACAACUGUCUAACUUGCUAGAAAUUCCUUUGUGUAGCUGGAAACCACUGAAGAACUAGCAAAGCUGUUCUCUCAACUCCAUGAUGCACCAGGUUAGCUUUUUGCUCUUUUAAGCAAAUGCAAGGAAUUUUUCACUACAUCUCUUACACUUUUCAUUUUGAUUUUUGAGUAGAAUGCAAUACUUUUAUUUAAAGCAAACCAAAAAUGGUAGAUGAGGCCUUAAAAAAAAAAAAAAAAAUUCAAGUAAUUUGUAUACUGACAGAUUCCAAAUGUUGACAUCUCAAAUGGGAGCAUGUGUACAUCCUCUGCAGUGUGUGAGGCAAAAUGCACUUGAAAUGGCACAGCGUGAGAUUGCCUUAAAAUCGAAACGAUUUGUGAUCUUUUAUUUGUGUACUGACUUUGCAAAUAAGUAACCUCUUUGGAAGCCCAUGGAAGGCAUCUGUUCAUGUUGUAUAUGCAGUAUUUUCUAAAAUCUUGUGUUUCUAUGGAGAACUUGUAUGCUUACUUUUUCAGUGGCUGUGGUUGUACUAGAAGGAUAUAUGGGGGGGACUUCUUAAAAAGGCAAAAAAAUCGAAACAUAUCACUUGUCAAACCUAGUCCUCUGUUCAUGGGUGUUGAAAGUACACCAUGUCUGAAUUAGGGUACUGUCGUCACCCAGUCUGUCUGAGCCAUUGGUACUUCAACUGCACUCUGUAACAACUUUAUUUUAUAUCAGUGAUUGUAUAUGUUGGAAGCAUGAUACUUGUAAGCAUGGGAACUUGGGGUGGUGGGGAGAGAAAAAACCCAAGAAAUGGUGUCUGCUCCUUCUAUUAGAUGCACCAGCUGCUUGGUUCUGAUCUGCUGCAAGGGUGUAAUGAGGUAAGUUUAUGCAACAAAUGGAAGCCUUUAACUUUUUUUUAUAGUCAAAAGCAAAUUGCAUAGAAUAUAGUAUGGUUUAGAGGUACCAGUUAGCUCUAGAAACGAGCUAGCCUGGGUAUCAGAAGCAAUCUAGUUGCAGCAUAUAAUUUAGUAUGGUCUGCUCCACUGCAAUUUCCAAUGUAGCCAUGUCCCCCAAGUGCUGCCACUGAACUCUUUAAGAGUCACCUGUUUGGAGCACAGUGAUAAUUUGUGACACUCAACCAAACCCUUUCUAAUAGUUUUUCUGAAAACCCAUUUUUUUAUUAUAUUUUUUAAUUUUUAAACUAUGAAACUUGCAGCAAAACACGUGUGGUCUGAGAUAAGCAAUGUUAGGUAUGUAAAGAGUUGCCAACACUUCAUUUUGUUUUGUUCUUAACAUAUCCUGUAGCUAUUAUUUUGAGUCUUGUAACUGAAACUUUUACAUGGCAUAUGGUUUUAGUUGUCAAAGAGCUUUGUCCUAUAUCCUGUGUGUUUUCCAUUCACUUAUAAAACUUGCUUCAUCUUAAAAACUUGUUCCAUUUCUGUCCUGGCACCUGUGAAACAUUAAAUUGUUGCUGUUUCAGACA